Hyla sarda is the source of this 2141-nucleotide messenger RNA. RefSeq names its product alanyl-tRNA editing protein Aarsd1-B-like. Lineage: Eukaryota; Metazoa; Chordata; Amphibia; Anura; Hylidae. Gene Ontology annotation, cellular component: cytosol; nucleus. Gene Ontology annotation, molecular function: alanine-tRNA ligase activity; Hsp90 protein binding; ATP binding. Bases 4 to 1704 code for a protein of 566 amino acids. The transcript has 17 exons. The record is from RefSeq and is a predicted model, not a curated record. Gene Ontology annotation, biological process: regulation of translational fidelity; chaperone-mediated protein complex assembly; alanyl-tRNA aminoacylation.
GUCAUGUCCAGUCCAGACGUCUCAGGGUCAGUGUCCAGCACAUCUGGAGGCCUCAAGCCUAAAUUACAGCAGCAACCAGCUAAAGUUCUUUGGUAUGACCGGGCAAAGUACGUGUAUAUGGAGUUCUGUGUUGAGAACAGCCAGAACGUUAAGGUGGAUAUAGAAGACCACAAGGUCAUCUUCAGUUGUCUAAAUGAAGAUAACGUUCAGAUAUAUAAUGAGAUUGUCUUGUAUGACAGAGUGCAACCAAAGGAUUCCAGAGAGAAACGUUCAGACAGGUCGAUUACCUGUUUUCUAAGGAAGUGGAAGGAGAAAGUGGCUUGGCCGAGACUGACCAAGGAGAACAACAAGCCUGCCUGGUUGUUCGUAGACUUUGACAACUGGAGGGACUGGGAUGCCGAAGAGGAAGGAGAGAUGGCGAUGGCAGAACAUUACUUGGAUCUGAUCAACAAAGUGAAGGACAAGGGAGCGCCCCCGAGUAUGGACGACCUGGACGAUCUGGAUCUGCUGACCGAGGUGACGUCCUGCUCUCCUGCUCAGCUGAAGACCGAGAACGCAGGGAAGAAGGAGACGCUAUCGGGAUACAACGUGAUAUUGAAGGACACUGUUCUGUUCCCGGAAGGGGGUGGCCAGCCUGAUGACAGAGGAUUUAUCGGGGAUGUCCCUGUUCAUCGUGUGACCCGGCAGGGCCCGGACGCUGUACAUUUUGUAUCGUCUCCCUUGGAUCCAGGAUCACAAGUACUAGUGAGAAUAGACUGGAGCCGUAGAUUCGACCACAUGCAGCAGCACUCAGGCCAGCAUCUUAUCACAGCCAUCGCAGACUCUUUGUAUGGGUUCAAGACAACCUCCUGGGAGCUGGGACGACAGCGCAGUUCUAUAGAGCUGGACACGGCGACCAUGACCAACCAUCAGGUUGAAGCCGUAGAACAGCUGGUGAAUGAAAAGAUCCGCCAGCGCGUGCCCGUCAUUGUGAGGGUGAUCUCUACUGAGGAUCCCGAGUUUAACCAAGUCAGAAGCCGAGGUUUACCGGAUGACCACGCCGGUCCGGUUAGAAUAAUUGACAUAGAAGGGGUCGAUGCGAACAUGUGCUGCGGCACCCACGUUGCUAAUCUCAGUGACCUCCAGGUGAUAAAGAUUCUAGGAACGGAAAAAGGAAAAAAGAACAAGACUAAUUUAAUAUUCAUUGCAGGAGAGAGAGUACUGAAGUACGCUGCCCGAAGCUACAGCGUGGAGAAGUCUCUGACCGCUCUGCUGAAGAACGGCCCUGAGGAGCACAUUGAAGCUGUGGAGAAACUGCAGAAGUCUGUGAAAAGUCUUCAGAAGAAUAAUCUGACUUUAUUGCGAGAUCUCGCAGUCCUUUCAGCCCAGAGCUUUAAAAACAACCCAGACAGGAGCAAACUAUUCUCCUUACAUAGAAAAGAAGGCGACAAUGAGUUUAUGAAUAUUAUCGCAAAUGAGAUUGGCGCAGAGGACACCGUUGUCUUCUUAACCGUUGGAGAUGAAAAGACUUGCGGGUUAUUCCUCCUCUCUGGUCCUCCUGAAAUCAUUGACCAAGUAGGACCAAGAGCUGCUAAUAUUUUGGAUGGCAAAGGAGCCGGAAAGAAGGGUCGAUUUCAAGGCAAAGCCAACAAAAUGAGCCAGAGAGGAGAGGUGGAGCGUCUGCUCCGGGAAGUCCUAAAUGGAUCAGCACUGAAAGAGGAAUGAAGAAGGUGCCGCACCGUCCUGUACAGACCUUGGUCACCACUAGGAGGCGCCGAUGAUCCAGGCAGAGUACCGUCCCUUAGUCACAUGCACACGUUAUGUCUUUGCCCCUAUGAAUAUUUAUCAGUCUGAAUAGACCGGAUUGUCGUCCGUUGCCGCUUCAAGGACCGGAAUAAAAUCCAAAUGUUUGGGAAAAUCCGUCCAAUGCCGAGCUGUGUAUACUGACAUCUAUAUACAAAGUGUACAAAGUAUACAAAGUAUACAAAGCAACACAACAACCCCUGUCUUUUAUACAGGGGCCACACGUAGGCUCUUGUCUUGUGACAGUCUGUAUGAAUGGAGGUGUGUGUGACGGUACACAUUACAAAGCUGUGACUGGGACAGUCGCGCAAUUUCCACCUGUGAUGACGUUUCUCUAGCGCCGAGAACUAACCGUACGU